Molecule: messenger RNA, 831 nt
Organism: Fonsecaea multimorphosa CBS 102226
Lineage: Eukaryota; Fungi; Ascomycota; Eurotiomycetes; Chaetothyriales; Herpotrichiellaceae
Exons: 2
Coding region: 1-831 (276 amino acids)
Cellular component (GO): mitochondrion
Source: RefSeq, a predicted model, not a curated record
AUGCACGGGCUGUUCGGGUCGCAGCGCAACAAUCGGACUCUGAGUAAGGCGCUAGCCAAAGAUCUCUCUCGCCCGGUCUAUACCAUCGACCUCCGCAACCACGGCGACUCCCCCCACUCGCCCGUGCACACGUACACGGCCAUGGCGCGGGACGUGGAACAUUUCCUGACCACCCACAAGAUCACCUCUCCCACGUUGGUCGGCCAUUCCAUGGGCGCCAAAGUCGCCAUGACGCUCGCGCUGCGCCGACCUCAAAAUUACUCGGCGCUGGUGCCCGUGGACAAUGCGCCCGUGGACGCGGCCUUGAAGGGCGACUUUGGCAAAUACCUCGAGGCGAUGAGGGAGAUUGACGAGACGAGACCUCGCCCCACGAGGCAGAGCGACGCGGACAAGAUCCUCAUGAAAUACGAGCCGGACCUGGCCAUCCGGCAGUUCCUGCUGACGAACCUGGUCAAGAAGAAGCCCGUCCACGGAUCGCAGCACGAGCCGAAAUCAUCAUCAUCAUCAUCACACGGCAAAGAGAAGCACGACACCACCACGGAGCUCCGGUUCCGCAUCCCGCUGCACACCCUCGCCAAAUCCCUGCCGGACAUGGCCGACUUCCCCUUCAAAGACCCCGACACGCACAAGUACAAGGGCCCGACCCUCGUCGCCCGGGGCACCAAGAGCCACUACGUGGCCGACGAGACCUUGCCCGUGAUCGGCCGGUUCUUCCCCAAAUUCGAGCUGCUGGACCUGGACUGCGGCCACUGGGUCAUGAGUGAGAAGUUUGACGAGUUUCGCAGCGCCCUCGUCGAGUGGGUCGAUCGCGUCGUCGACGGCGAGACGUAA